UGCAACUCCAGAGCGGAGCUGUGGAGGGAACCCCCCAUCGGAUCUGGCCAUUAUAUCCAUACAUUUCUUUCCCCCAUCUCCUCCACCGCGGCGCUGCUGAGUGGGGAUCGCAACGAGCAGUGCGUCUUGGGCUGGUGAAGCACCCAGGAGAGGAUUAGGAAUCAAGCACGAUUUGAGUCAGAUUUUUUGGAAGGGGGUGAUCAUUUGGUAUCUGCGCCCCCUCUCCUUUUAUAAACAUUUUUUUAAUGGUGGUAGUGGUGUAUUUUUUCCACAUUUCUACCAAUCAUUCUUCUUAUUCCAAGCGCGCAAAGUCACAUCUGCGUAGGAGAGCGCUUGGCGCACUUCUUCCCCAAAGGACACAGAUAAGAUCUCAAUCAUUCUGUUUGGAUUUAAACUGGACGACUGGCUGAAUGGGUGACCUCGCUGAGACACACACCAUCACUGGCUUGCACCAAUUUUCUGGAAACGUGUUUUCUCGAUUGACCCGGAGUUGUGAUGUCCAAAGCCUUCCCCACUGACUGACAAACGGCGUCGUACGAUUUUGGAAUCGAGUUGAAGGCUGUGAGGACGGGGGGAAGAUGAGACCUCCCAGCCCUCUGCUGAUCCUGCUGUACAUCACGCUGUCCAAGAGUGUAAAGGUGGUCUCCAAGAGAGGCUCAGUGGACGGCUGUACAGACUGGUCAGUGGAUUACCUAAAGUACCGGGUGCUGCAGGGUGAGCCGGUGCGUCUGAAGUGUGCUCUGUUCUAUGGUUACAUCCGGGCCAACUACAGCCAGGCGCAGAGUGUUGGCCUCAGCCUCAUGUGGUACCGCAGCUCUGGCCUGGGACACAGUGACUUCGAGGAGCCAAUCUCUUUCGACGGCAUACGUAUGAGCAAGGAGGAGGACGCCAUCUGGUUCAGACCGGCUGACCUCCAGGACGCUGGCCUCUACUCCUGCGUGCUACGGAACUCCACAUACUGCAUGAAGGUGUCCAUGUCUCUGACUGUGGCCGACAACGACACAAACCUGUGCUACAACUCCAACAUGAGACGCAAUGAGAAGGCUGAGCUCAGCAAGAGUAAAGACAUCCUCUGUCCUGACAUCGAUGACUACGUCGAACCCGGCAAGGAGCCUGACAUCACUUGGUACAAGGAGUGUCGUCCAAAGCAGUGGCGUGCAAGUAUCAUCAUGAAGAAAGACAUUCUGUCGAUCCAGGAGGUCAAGGAAGAUGACAUUGGGAAUUACACCUGUGAAGUCCAGUUCGGCGGCUUUGUGGUGAGGAGGACGACUGAACUCACAGUAACGGCUCCUUUGACCGACAAGCCACCAAAGAUCCUGUUUCCCUCAGAAAACAAGAUUAGCAACAUGGAGCUGCAGCUAGGAAGCGCUUUGAACCUGACUUGCCGGGCGUUUUUCGGCUACAGUGGUGACGUCAGCCCGCUCAUCUACUGGAUGAAGGGAGAGAAGUUCAUAGAGGACUUGGAUGAGGAGAGGGUCCAGGAGAGCGACAUCAAGAUUGUUAAGGAGCACCUGGGCGAACAGGAAGUGGCCAUUUCCUUGACUAUUGACUCCUUGGAGGAGGAGGACCUGGGAAAUUAUUCAUGUUAUGUGGAAAAUGGAAACGGUCGACGCCAAGCUACCAUCCAGCUCCUCAGGCGCGCAGAGCUCAUGUACACUGUGGAGUUGGCAGGCGGGCUGGGAGCGAUCCUGCUGCUACUCAUCUUCCUCAUCUCCCUCUACAAAUGCUACAAGAUCGAGCUGAUGCUGUUCUAUAGGAGGCACUUUGGCAGCGAGGACGUGGACGGAGAAAACAAAGACUACGAUGCAUACCUGUCCUACACCAAAGUGGACCCUGACCAGUGGAGUCAGGAAACCAGAGAGGAGGAACGCUUUGCACUGGAGAUCCUCCCCGACGUCCUCGAGAAACAUUACGGCUACAAGCUCUUCAUCCCAGAUCGGGACCUCAUACCAACUGGAACCUACAUAGAGGAUGUAGCUCGCUGUGUGGACCAGAGCAAACGCCUCAUUAUAGUUAUGACACCCAACUAUGUGGUGCGGCGAGGCUGGAGCAUCUUUGAGCUGGAGACGCGGCUGCGCAACAUGCUUGUGACUGGCGAGAUCAAAGUCAUCCUGAUCGAGUGUGCCGAGUUGCGCGGCAUCAUGAACUACCAAGAAGUGGAGGCUCUCAAGCAUACCAUUAAAACCCUCACUGUCAUCAAGUGGCGCGGCCCCAAGAGCAACAAGCUCAGCUCCAAGUUCUGGAAGCAGCUGCAGUACGAGAUGCCGUUCCGGCGCACAGAGCCCAUGCUCACCCACGAGCCGGCGCUGGACGUCAGCGAGCAGGGCCCCUUCGGAGAGCUUCAGACCGUCUCCGCCAUCUCCAUGGCAGCGGCCACCUCCACCGCCAUGGCCACCGCCCACCCUGAGCUGCGCUCCUCCUUCCACAACACCUACCACACCACCAUGAGGCAGAAACACUACUACCGCAGCUACGAGUAUGACUUACCCCCUGGAGGGACCCUGCCACCUCUGUCUUCUCUGGGGAACCAGCACACCUACUGCAACAUCCCGCUCACACUGCUGAACGGACAGAGGCCACCGGGGAAGAGCCGAGAGCACAGCCUGGAGGAGGCGCACGCUAACAACGCCAUGCUCCCUCUGCUGCCCAGAGAAACCAGCAUCUCCAGCGUCAUCUGGUAGUGAUGGUCAGACUCAGCACCAGAGCAGGAAGAUCAGCCAGGCUCAGACACAGCUCAGCUCUGUCUGGUAGCUCGUAGGGACGCAGCUUAUGGUCGAGAUUACCGAGAAAUCUAUUUGAUUCCAACUGUCAUCAAGCGGCAGCGAGUGAUGACAAUUCAGCAGGUGUUUGGACAAAGUGUCUCUUGCUUUUUCAAGCUGACACAAUCUGUUACAGGGGAUGCUUUCUAUUUGGAACUACAGGAGUUAAAAUGUAAACACUGUUUCAUCAACUAGCGAGAAAUGGACUCGGGAGGACUCCUUCCACUCACUAUGGCAAUUGUGCACACACCUGCAUACACACACAUACACACACACACACAAAUGUGCAUACAUUCAAACAAAAGGAAAACAGGGUCUUGUACAUAUAUUUCAAUUUAUUUGUAGCAUCAGUGUUUUCCUGUUUCGUUCUUUUGUUUGUUUUAUUCAAUCCUGUCUGUUGCCUUCUCUUCUGUAGGAUUUUGCUUUAACUUGUUCUAAAGAGUUGCAUAUUUUUAUUCUUUUCUCUUUUUAGUUUGUUUUUUAUUCUUAUUUCGAUGCACUCGUUUUGAAAGCCAGUACGUCACCAACCUGCGCUGUGUUUUUUCUGUUUGUUUGUUUUUAAUCUUUGUGUAGUUUAAGAGAACAUUUUUUAACACUUAUCUGGAAUUGCCUGGACAUUUCAGGAGCUUCGAGGAGCUGAAACUUCUUUUUGUUUACCUGUAAAAGGUGUAUCUAGUUUAAAAGGAAACUCUCUUUUAAAAAAUCAUAGAAUAUGCAAAAAGAAGGAGGAGCUGGCAAAUACACACCGUCUUGUGGGACCGAGGAGGAGGAGCGGUUGGGGGGGCCACGCUUGUCCUCUCCAAUCAGAACGACAGACUGGCAGAGCUCUCUCUAAAGCUUCAUAUUUUCUAUUGAAACAAACAGCCUUGCUGUUUUAGAGUGAUAGUGAAAUGCCUCACCUUAAAAAGAAAUCUGUAGAUUAUUUUAAAAAGAAUUCUAUUUUUAUAACAGAAAAGAGUUUGCUUGAGAAGUCAUACUUAUUUGCAUUUCAUCCACCACAGGACGGGGAUUUGUGUAUAAGUGUUAUGCUGGUUUUGUACACUUGCAACGUGGUUCCUGGUUUGUUAAGAGAUUAAGGUGGCUUUUGAAUCCCACAUGAAAAAAUAUGUCCUCUCUGUUUGAGAUUCAGAAGUAAAGCAUUUUCAAUGUUUUGGUUUUUCAAACAUAAUAUUCUUCCCAUCCUUUGGUUCAUAUGGAUAGUUCAUGUUUAAGGAAAGAAAAGAAUACAUUUGUGUUUUGACAGACUUUUUAAAUAUAUUUGAAGGUGUGAUUUUUGAGUAUGCAUAGCAAAUAGAUAUGUAUUCUAUAUAUAAUAUAGAUAUUUAUAUAAAUAUAUAAACACAAUUUUCACUUGGAAAGAAAUGUCUAUCUUUAUAGAAACACAAUCAUUAUCAGUUGCCCUUACUUUCUCACUGCACAUUAAAAACAUUGAUUUCCUUUUG
Notolabrus celidotus (New Zealand spotty) is the source of this 4201-nucleotide messenger RNA. RefSeq names its product interleukin 1 receptor accessory protein-like 1a (gene il1rapl1a). Gene Ontology annotation, biological process: signal transduction; negative regulation of exocytosis. The record is from RefSeq and is a predicted model, not a curated record. NCBI's taxonomy places the organism in Eukaryota, Metazoa, Chordata, Actinopteri, Labriformes, Labridae. The transcript is spliced from 11 exons. Bases 579 to 2681 code for a protein of 700 amino acids.